CCUUCGUGUUUCCAAAUUUACCUGUGUACUUUCUCUUAUGUUCUCCGUCACGUUCGUCGAGGCGUUUGCUGGCUCUGGUGGUGCGGCUUAAACAAAACUUCGUCGUCUCAGUGAAAACAAGGAAUUCAAAAACCUACAGGAGCGUUGUUUUUCAAGUUUUACUGCCUACAGAAGUACCAGGUGUUUAAAACAUGGGCAAAGCUUCGAGGGAUAAAAGGGAUAUAUACUACAGAAAAGCAAAAGAAGAAGGUUGGCGUGCUCGAAGUGCCUUCAAGCUCCUUCAAAUAGAUGAGGAAUUCAAUAUAUUUGAAGGAGUAAAGCGUGUGGUGGAUUUAUGCGCUGCCCCUGGUAGCUGGAGCCAGGUUUUGAGUCGUCAAUUGUAUCUGCCAGCAAAGCUUUCACCAGAUUCGAGGGAUAGCGAUCUUCCUCUUAUUGUAGCCAUUGAUUUGCAGCCCAUGGCUCCAAUUGAAGGUGUUAUUCAGGUGCAGGGUGACAUAACAAAUGCUCGAACAGCUGAAGUGGUCAUUAGACAUUUUGAUGGUUGCAAGGCUGACCUGGUUGUGUGUGAUGGUGCUCCUGAUGUAACUGGUCUUCAUGACAUGGAUGAAUUUGUUCAGUCCCAGCUCAUACUAGCGGGUUUAACAAUAGUUACCCAUGUACUUAGAGAAGGCGGAAAGUUUAUUGCAAAAAUAUUUCGCGGGAAAGAUACUAGUCUUCUGUAUUGUCAGCUGAAAUUAUUUUUCCCUUUGGUAACUUUCGCAAAGCCAAAAAGCAGCAGAAAUUCCAGCAUAGAGGCAUUUGCAGUUUGUGAAAAUUAUUCCCCUCCGGCAGGAUUUAAUCCGAAAGAUUUGCAUCGCCUAUUAGAAAUGGUGGGGAGCCCAUCUGGAGGAGAUGAUCUAGAUUGCAGUAGUGGGUGGUUGGAAGGGCCAAAUAAGGUGUAUAUCCCAUUUCUAGCUUGCGGGGAUCUCUCUGGAUACGAUUCUGACCGUUCAUAUCCGUUACCUAAAGUUGCCGAUGGAAUUUACAAGAGCUUGGAUCCUGUACAGCCCCCAAUUGCCCCUCCUUAUAAGAGAGCACUUGAAUUGAAGAAAGCAUCCAGUCAUGGAAUCCAAGAGCUUGAAAAGCUCUCCUUGGAUUCUUGAUUAUGAUGCAUUAAUGUAUACACAUACCGACAAAUUCAAAUGGCCAAAUUUGUUGCAGCAUCUCUAGAUUCAUCCUAGAAGGGACUCUCUGUGUUCGUUCUUGUUCUUGUUCUCAUUGUCUAUCAUCCAGAUGAUAGGACAUCUUUAACUUUAUCCCUGUCUCCUCAUUUUGAAAGAUUAAGAAAGUUCACAUAACUAUAAACUUUUGUGCCCACAAUAUGGCGAAAUGAGCCGCCUCCCAAUUCUUUUAAGGAAGCAUUCCUAUCUUCUCCUCC
Messenger RNA from Corylus avellana, 1417 nucleotides. Its product is annotated as S-adenosyl-L-methionine-dependent methyltransferases superfamily protein. Gene Ontology annotation, cellular component: cytoplasm. Gene Ontology annotation, biological process: cytoplasmic translation; tRNA methylation. Gene Ontology annotation, molecular function: tRNA methyltransferase activity. NCBI's taxonomy places the organism in Eukaryota, Viridiplantae, Streptophyta, Magnoliopsida, Fagales, Betulaceae. The record is from RefSeq and is a predicted model, not a curated record.